UGUGUGUGUGCAGCGGUACACAGACACACGGUUCCCCGGGUAUCAGAGCACUUCUCUCCGGGCUCAGAGAACAUGGAGCUCUCGGCGAAGGGAGAUCGAGUUUUCGCCGCCGAAGCGAUCCUGAAACGCCGCAUCCGACAGGCGAGACUUGAGUACCUUGUGAAAUGGAAAGGAUGGGCGAUGAAGCACAGCACCUGGGAGCCAGAGGAGAACAUUCUGGAUGACAGGCUGAUACUGGGCUUCGAGCGAAAGGAACGGGAGAGGGAGAUCCUCGGGCCGAAGAAACGAGGACCAAAACCCAAAAAACAGUCCAUGAAGGCUAACGCUCAGACCGGAGGAAGCCGAGCCUCAAACUCCCGCCCGCCUGCAGCUCGCUCUACACCGGGUCGAGCGAAUCCUUCCUCCUCCUCCUCUUCCUCACCUCAUCCACCCUCCUCCUCCGUGGCUCCUUCUCCCAAGCUCAGCUCCCUGGCCACCACCCACAAGCUGAAGAAGGACAUCCACCGCUGCCACCGGAUGUCGCGCCGCCCGCUGCCGCGCCCCGACCCCUCGGCCGGGUCCUUCCCCGGUCAGACCUCCAAGAUCCACGUGUCCCCGUUCUCUGAAACCGUCCGGAUCCUCAACCGCAGAGUGAAGCCGCGGGAGGUGAAGAGAGGCCGCAUCAUCCUCAACCUGAAGGUAAUCGAUAAGCCGGUUCGAGGAGGUGCUUCUGGAAGGAAUCACACGGUCGGGGGUCGGCAGAACAUCCCGUCCCGAAACCGAAUCAUCGGGAAGAAAGCCGAGGGUCCUUACCGGCCCUUCCAUUCCCCGCUGAAGAUGCUGGGCUUCCCCAUGUACGGGAAGCCAUUUGGGCUCCAGUGUGGAGGACCAGUGACCUUCAGCUCUGCCCAGUAUAACUCCGCCCCCUCCCAGCAUAACUCCUCCCCCUCCCCGUAUAACCCCUCCCCCUCCCAGCAUAACUCCUCCCCCUCAAGUUCAGAAGGAAAAUCCACAACAGGAGUCUCUGUCCCUCCUUCCAGCGAAGCUCCAAAGUCCAGUAACCCCGUUGGAGCCUCAUCGUCUUCCUCAGUGAAAGACCAGGAGGACGAGACCCCGAAAGGCAGGAAACGCCAGCUGCCCGACGACCAGAGCCCCGGCAACGAGACCCCUGCAGAACCCCAAAUAGCGGAGGGAAACCCCAACUGGCACCCUGAGAUGGCGCCCAGCUGUAAAGACGUGGUGGUCACUGACGUCACCUCCAACCUCCUCACCGUCACCAUUAAAGAGUUCCCCUCCCAAAACACCGCCCAGUCCGAAGACCCCGAGACAUAGGAGAGCACAUGUUCUGAAGGAGAACGUACCGAGACCCAGAAAGUCUGUUUGCAGCUCAUUUAAGAUAAGACUUUAUUCACAGUUACAAAAAUACAAUAAUCACAGCAAAAUGCCCUGUCGCGGCCUAAACCCCCAAAACACUCCAAAACGUUCCAGAAGCCAUUUUGUAACUAUUGUCCACAUAAGCUAUAAUGCUAAUUAACACAAUGCUAGUUUACAAAACUCCGGCGGUUUCUAUGUUCUGGAGACCCUACUAUACAUGUCUAUCGUAACACUUUGGGCUCUCAACACAGGACUCUGUGAGCUGCAGACAGACCCUAAAGGGACAUGGACAAAAGAAAAAGCCAGUUCUUUUCUCGAGUCACAGAUACUGAGAGAAUCACGGACAUGAAUUCAUAGAUCGAUGCAGACUGGUUUACAGACUCUCUCGCUAUCUGUUUUGCAGAUUUAUGCUGAGAGUGUUAAUACCUCGUGCUGUAAACACAUUUUAAAGCCCCUUAGACGAGUGUAAUUUGUGAUAUGUGUGGCAAUAUGAGUGAUAUAUCGAUUGUCCAAGCGCUUAAACAAAUAGCUCUAGGCCGAAAUGUCCUUCAAAUGAAGUCCGACAGUCACAGGAAGUUGUCCAUGUCCCUUUAGUACCUCGGUACAAAUGCCAUUGAUGAAGGAGGACAAAUAUCAGUGUUGCCCCCCUCCUCCCUUUUCCCCUUAGGUGUGUUUAGUUUUGCAAUGAAUGAAAUGCAAAGUAUCCGAACACCGCCCAGCCAUUGAAUAGUAAAAAGAAGAGCAUAUUUUUUUUACAAGAAGUGUAUCCAUUUGAAAACGGGCAGCUAAUACGCCCUCAAAUUGCCAUAUUUUGUCCACAUGCACACAGCACUGACUCUGACUCGUGGAUGGAGGUGCCGUUUGUUUCCUCUCACACACACACACACACUGGCUUCAGGUUGUGUGAGCUUUUAUCAGCCUGAAGGAAACACUCUUUGAUCCACAGGGUGUGAAGCCCCUCCUUCCCUUUAGUCUCACAUUGCAUCCACACAGCGAGGUAAACACAAUGCACUUGACUGCAUCGAAAAACAACCGAUUUGUAUGUAGUUCAUGAAUAUUUGAAGGCCUUUUCCUCCUCCUCCUCCUGCUCUCUUGAACGCAUAUACAUCCAGUAUUUAUAUGCACGCACAACCUAAAAAGCUAAAACAGUAAGUUAUUGCUCUCUCUCUCUCUCUCGCUUGCCUUGUGUUCUCACGUACCCCCGCCUCCUGUCACUCGUCCGACUCUAAAAGUGAGUUUUUCUUCUUAGGGUUAGAUCUAAGGUCCACGAGCUGAACACACUUCAGGCCGAAGCUCCAACGAAACGCAGCUAAAUCAGUGUUUUAUUAUUCAGUGUGAACAUGUUUCCAUCACUUUCCUGUUCGCUGUGCUUUUAGUAGACGUCUUUGCAAACACCCAGAUAACGCCCGACAUAUUGGACUAACAAAUCUCCACCGCUGACCCGAAACAACGCCAGAAAACCCCUUUAAUACAAACACAUCUCUAGGAUUUAAACCGUGAAACAGCAGAAAUACUACGCCCUCACGCCCUCAUCGAUUGUAUUUGUUACAUUUUUUUUACAUUCAUUAUCUUGGGAAAUGAUCCAAGGAAAGCAUUUGUGAUUUUGAGAUAAUGCCGAAAAAUAAUUUGUGAUUGUGACAAUUUUAUUCUCGAGAUCAAACGUGAAUUAUCUUAAUUAAACAAUUAGUGCAUUUUCCCAAGAAACCAGGAUAUAUAAUUAGGAGUAAUGGAACUUUAUUUAGAUAUUGAUUGAUAUAUAAUCACAUUAAUUAAUAGGGUUUUAUAUUUGUAUUAUUUUAAGAUAAGUGCGAACAAACCUUGUGAUCCAUUUUAUACGUUUUAUCAAGAUUAAACGUUGUUUGUCAUUAUCUCUAAAUAACAGAUGUUGUUUCUGCAACAACACAGGAUCAUUUUCUAUAGACAACAACAAGAUACUCACAUAAUCACGUUAACGUACAGCAGGGUUCUGUCUGCACCCUCAAACCAAAAUGCAGAUUUUCCUCGUACAAUGUUAAAGUGGUCCCAGAAAACAAUAUUUCUGAUCCUCAAAAACGGUAUAAUUCCUCCAGAAAUCUGAGCAUCAUACAGAGCGUCAGACGGAGGAGACGGCUUUGUUUUUACAGAGCUCCGACGUCACUUUUUUUGUUUACGUCAGGAGACAUCUUGUUUACGUCAGGAGACAUCUUGUAUACGUCAGGAGACAUCUUGUUUAUGUUACGUCAGGAGACAUCUUGUUUACGUCAGGAGACAUCUUGUUUACACCAGGAGACAUCUUGUUUACGUCAGGAGACAUCUUGU
Messenger RNA from Trematomus bernacchii (emerald rockcod), 3651 nucleotides. It is a transcript of the gene cbx6a, whose product is annotated as chromobox homolog 6a. Lineage: Eukaryota; Metazoa; Chordata; Actinopteri; Perciformes; Nototheniidae. The transcript is spliced from 8 exons. The record is from RefSeq and is a predicted model, not a curated record. Bases 73 to 1311 code for a protein of 412 amino acids.